UAUCUCCGACUCGAUUGGCCGACCAUGAGACAUGUGCUAAGUGUGGGGUAGUUAGCGCACAGAUUACGUCGCCGAUCACGCUUUUCCGCGCAGUACUUCUAUUGCCCGUCGCCAUCUAUCAUCUCCGCCACACCUACACACACAUCCCAACACCUACCUGCUCCCACAACAACUUCCAAAUAUCGAUUUUUUAACAGAUAAACUGCGCAUACCGAGUCCAUCAUCAUGUUCAGAAGAGUCGCAGCAGCCGUGCCUGCCCAGGCCGGACGAGUACUUGCAACCGCCGCGAGACCCAGCAUCGCAUCACCCAUCCGCACAGCAGCACCUGUAGUAUCAACAGUCGGAAGGCGACAAUACCACGAGAAAGUGCUCGACCACUAUAACAGGCCACGAAAUGUCGGCUCAAUGACAAAGACUGACAGCGAUGUCGGCACCGGACUCGUCGGCGCACCCGCAUGUGGCGAUGUCAUGAAGCUCCAGAUCCGAGUCGACCCCAACAACAACACCAUCAGCGAUGUCAAGUUCAAGACAUUCGGAUGUGGUAGCGCAAUUGCCAGCUCGAGUUAUCUGACCGAGUUGGUCCGAGGCAUGACAUUGGAGGAUGCGGCGCGGAUCAAGAACACAGAGAUUGCCAAAGAGCUCUGCCUACCACCUGUAAAGCUGCACUGCUCUAUGCUUGCCGAGGAUGCCAUCAAGUCCGCUAUCUCCAACUACUAUACCAAGAACCCCAAGGCACGACAAACAGAUCUAGGCGGCAAGUCGGCGCCGUUGCCAAAGGUUGAAGUCGAGACUGUGUCCUCUGCGGCGGCCUAAGAAGCAUGUUUAGCAUAAAUUGAUACCGAGGAUACCAAAGGAAAGAGUGAAAAGUGGCCUAUGAAGAAACCUGAUAUUUAGUCUCUCGUUACUUGAUGUAUCGAUUGGGUCAAGGGCGUUUGUGUGUUAGGAAUGUUGGCUUAUUGUACAGGCAAGCCGAAAGAAUACCUAAAUUAUCAUCGCAAUGAACAAAAACACUUGAAUAUUGAGAUAUAUC
This is a messenger RNA of Bipolaris sorokiniana ND90Pr, 1030 nucleotides long. RefSeq lists its product as uncharacterized. NCBI's taxonomy places the organism in Eukaryota, Fungi, Ascomycota, Dothideomycetes, Pleosporales, Pleosporaceae. Bases 226 to 813 code for a protein of 195 amino acids. The record is from RefSeq and is a predicted model, not a curated record. Gene Ontology annotation, cellular component: cytoplasm; mitochondrial matrix. Gene Ontology annotation, molecular function: 2 iron, 2 sulfur cluster binding; ferrous iron binding. The transcript is spliced from 3 exons. Gene Ontology annotation, biological process: intracellular iron ion homeostasis; iron-sulfur cluster assembly.